Cygnus olor (mute swan) is the source of this 5200-nucleotide messenger RNA. RefSeq names its product zinc finger RANBP2-type containing 1 (gene ZRANB1). The transcript is spliced from 11 exons. The coding region runs from base 495 to 2621 and encodes 708 amino acids. Gene Ontology annotation, biological process: cytoskeleton organization; cell migration; protein K33-linked deubiquitination. Gene Ontology annotation, cellular component: cytoplasm; nucleus. Gene Ontology annotation, molecular function: cysteine-type deubiquitinase activity; K63-linked polyubiquitin modification-dependent protein binding. Lineage: Eukaryota; Metazoa; Chordata; Aves; Anseriformes; Anatidae. The record is from RefSeq and is a predicted model, not a curated record.
UGGGUUCCUGACUGCUCAUCUGCCUUCCCGUGCCAUAAAUACGGAUUGCUGUGGAAAGGCUCGGCCUGUCCUCUCUUCUCUCCUGGCCAUGCGAUAGCCCCUCGAUCGUGCAGCCACCUGAUCUGGUGCAUACAUUGGGGUCGAGCUGCUGGAAAAAACUGCUGCCUGCAGGGAUCCACGGAAGGGAGGCAGCGAGAAUAAUAGUUGGGGGGAAAAGAGCACAGACGUGCCUCUCUGUGACGGCCUGAGGCUGACAAAUCAGGGUGGCCGUCUAACUGUGCCUCCGUGGGUCAGGGUGGUGGCGAAGGCAUUGCAGUGAAGUGGGCUCGCUGGUAAAGCAUCUCCUAAUAGGAGAAAAGGAAUAGUUACCUGCUUAGUGUCAUCCUUCAUAUUUGGCAAUCUGAGGAAAAGGUCUGAGCCAGCAUGAAGACAGACUCUCCUCUUCAGUAGAGAAAAACUUUCUGCCUGACGCAGUUCAUUUCAAGAAGUGCACGAUGACAGAGCGUGGAAUUAAAUGGGCUUGUGAGUAUUGUACGUACGAAAAUUGGCCAUCUGCAAUCAAAUGUACCAUGUGUCGUGCUCAGAGACCUAGUGGAACAAUUAUCACGGAAGAUCCAUUUAAAAGUGGUUCAAGUGAUAUUGGUCGAGACUGGGAUCCUACAAGCACCGAAGGAGGGAGUAGUCCUUUGAUAUGUCCAGAUUCUAGUGCAAGACCAAGGGUUAAAUCAUCUUACAGUAUGGAAAGUGCAAAUAAAUGGUCGUGCCACAUGUGCACGUACUUGAACUGGCCAAGAGCGAUAAGAUGUACUCAGUGCUUGUCUCAACGUAGGACCAGGAGUCCCACGGAGUCCCCUCAGUCUUCAGGGUCUGGUUCAAGACCAGUUCCUUUUUCUGUUGACCCGUGUGAGGAAUAUAAUGACAGAAAUAAACUGAACACAAGGGCUCAGCACUGGACUUGUUCCGUUUGUACAUACGAAAACUGGGCGAAGGCCAGGAAAUGCGUUGUGUGUGAUCAUCCCAGACCUAACAACAUCGAAGCAAUAGAACUGGCAGACACAGACGAGGCUUCUUCAAUCAUAAACGAGCAAGACAGAGCUCGGUGGAGGGGGAGCUGUAGUAGUGGGAAUAGCCAAAGAAGAUCUCCGCCUACAACCAAACGCGAAUCCGAUGUGAAAAUGGACUUCCAAAGAAUUGAACUGGCUGGAGCUGUUGGCAGCAAGGAAGAACUUGAAGUUGACUUCAAAAAACUAAAGCAAAUAAAAAAUAGAAUGAAAAAGACUGACUGGCUGUUUCUAAAUGCUUGCGUGGGAGUUGUAGAAGGUGAUUUAGCUGCUGUUGAAGCUUACAAGUCAUCAGGAGGAGACAUUGCCCGCCAGCUUACCGCAGAUGAAGUACGCCUGCUAAAUCGUCCUUCUGCUUUUGACGUCGGGUACACGCUUGUACAUCUAGCGAUACGCUUCCAGAGACAAGAUAUGCUAGCGAUCUUGCUUACGGAGGUGUCACAGCAUGCAGCGAAGUGCAUUCCUGCCAUGGUGUGUCCAGAGGUCACAGAACAAAUUCGUCGCGAAAUUGCUGCAUCUCUUCAUCAGCGGAAGGGAGACUUCGCUUGCUAUUUUCUGACUGACCUUGUAACGUUUACGUUACCUGCAGAUAUUGAAGACUUACCGCCCACAGUCCAAGAAAAGUUAUUUGAUGAAGUACUUGAUAGAGAUGUUCAGAAAGAGCUAGAAGAGGAAUCUCCCAUCAUUAACUGGUCGCUGGAACUGGGCACCCGCUUGGACAGCAGGUUAUAUGCACUUUGGAAUCGGACUGCAGGGGACUGCCUGCUUGAUUCAGUACUACAAGCUACUUGGGGCAUUUACGACAAAGAUUCAGUGCUGCGGAAAGCUCUUCACGACAGUUUACAUGACUGCUCACAUUGGUUCUAUACACGCUGGAAAGAAUGGGAAUCGUGGUAUUCCCAAAGCUUUGGUUUACAUUUCUCGUUGCGCGAGGAACAGUGGCAGGAAGAUUGGGCAUUCAUACUCUCUCUUGCAAGCCAGCCUGGAGCAAGUUUGGAGCAGACACACAUUUUUGUACUUGCACAUAUUCUUAGAAGACCAAUUAUAGUUUAUGGAGUAAAAUAUUUUAAGAGUUUCCGAGGAGAAACAUUAGGAUAUACCCGUUUUCAAGGUGUGUAUUUGCCUUUGUUGUGGGAACAGAGUUUCUGCUGGAAGAGUCCCAUCGCUCUGGGCUACACGAGGGGCCAUUUCUCCGCUCUGGUUGCCAUGGAGAACGACGGGUAUGGCAAUCGAGGUGCUGGUGCUAACCUCAACACUGAUGACGAUGUCACCGUUACCUUUCUGCCCUUGGUGGACAGCGAGAGGAAACUAUUGCACAUUCACUUCCUUUCUGCUCAAGAGAUAGGUAACGAGGAGCAGCAAGAAAAGCUGCUUCGGGAGUGGCUGGACUGCUGCGUGACGGAAGGAGGGGUUCUCGUUGCAAUGCAGAAGAGCUCUCGGCGGCGCAACCACCCUCUCGUCACCCAGAUGGUGGAGAAGUGGCUCGAUCGCUACCGCCAGAUCCGCCCGUGUACAUCCCUUUCCGAUGGCGAGGAAGACGAGGAUGACGACGACGAAUGAUGGUGGAAUGUGGGAAGGAAAUGACCAGCGCAUAGCGUCUGACCUGGAGUUAGGGUUGUGCUGUAGCUGUUCGUUGUGGAACGACCUAAUUCUGGAAGAAACAUGCUGCAAAGGGUUUUUCUAACCAGUAUGGGGAGAGUCUAGAAGCUCAUCUGCUGCGUGGAGAGCACUGAAUGGGCUGGACUACAGUUUGUAUAAAAACAAAGAAAAAGAAACAAAACAGCUAAUUUUAUUAUCAAGACAGGAAAAAAAACAAAACAUUUUUCUUUCUGAUUGUAAAUCUGUCUAUAAAUGUACCGCAUGUGGUUGUGUCAGAGGUUGUGUAAUAGGAAAAGUAUACCAGCAUCUUAAUUAUUGCAAAGAAACUUUUCAAAUAAGGGCACUUACGAAAGCACACGUUAGGUGGAUUUCUCUUCCCUCUGAGAUUCUUUCCCAGUAGAACUUGGGAUUCUACAUCACCUUUAGAUACUCUGACACAUUUCUGUGAAAGGCCCUUUGAUGUGAAAUCUCACUAGUGCCCAGGUCAGGUGGUGAGGUUUUUUUGUUUGCACAAGAUAUCCACAGCAAGUCAUAAGCAAAAAUACACUCGUUACUUACUAAUACUUCAGUUACUGCUGUGCUCCCAAAAUAAAAUCUAAACACUAUGAAACAAACUGGAAGAGAAGGUAAAUUUUUUCAUUGAGUGAAAUGAUUUGCUUCCUGAAAGUUUUUCUGGUCUUUUUUCUUCCUUUAAUAGUUAAUAGAUUCCCUUUGAUAUACUUAAGAAUAUUUAUUCAGAGAAGUGACCUAAAAUGUAUGGAUUUUUUUCCAGUGAGCAUAUACUAAACCAAACUGUGUGAAAUUUGAGAGCUCAGACAUGAUCGAUAAUUUUGUAUGGUGAAAACUUUUGUCUUGCUGUGAUACAAACCCUAUAUCAUAUCAUUUACUCUUUCAUCACCUUAAACAUUGCUGCAAAUGAAAAAACAUCUUUUUAAAGGGUUAUUCCUUGGUCGUUACAUCUAGUGAGAAUACACUCGGCAGUUCUGAUUGAAAAGAAGAAACUAUGCUAAAGUUGUUUUUAAAAGCACUGUUAUAUAUUUCUCAGUAUGUAAGCCUGGGAAUUUCUUGCAUGUUGAUUGAUGUGGCCAUACUUAAACUUAUGUAAGUUCCUAAGAUUGUAAGUUCAGAGUAUAUUCUCCAGUAGAAAUUUUAUUAUAUUUGAUAACUUUAGCCAUGUAACCUGUAAUGGAUAAAGUUUAUCUAAAAAUCUCACUUAAACACUAAAGGUUAAUGCCAGUUUUUACAUAUGCAGUGCAAUUCAGGUUUUCUUGAAAAGCACUUUUGAUGGUGUGGUGGUCGAAUAAGGAAUUUUUGCAGUAGCUGAAAUUGUUUUAAUUAGAAAUUGGAACGAAGCCCCAUAGCACAUAUUUUUAUGUAGUUGAGAGCUAUGGAAACCCGGAGGAACUUGCUGCUUUUUUUUCUUCCAAAUGCUGCUUAGAUGGUGUUGAAAUGUGCACAACUCCUACAGAAACUUGGUGACGACACCAAAAGUCUAGAAAUAAUGAAGUACUGUAUUAACUUAGCAAUUUUCCCAUCACAGAUUUCAUGGAGGUUUAUUAUGAAACGUCUUCACGUUUUUGGCCAUUUUAUCUCCUCUGACUGGUGCAUGCGCAAACUUUCAGGUAAAAGAGUGCAUGUUUAUCUGCCGUAUACGUCUGGUUUACCUGAGCUGAGUAGGCAAGCUGCUGCUACCGAAGAGGUUUUGACAGGCAUAUGGUCCUGUUUCAAGUUCGCUUUCUAAACUGGUAUCAUUUCGUCCUUUUUUUCUUAACUUGCAAGCAAAAUCCUUUUAUUCCUCGUCGAGCUGAUGACCUAAAGCUUUGCUGUCAGGGGAGCCGAGCGCUGGGUAAGCUGGGAUGGGAUUUUGCGUGGCCUGAGCGGCGUGCGUGGGCAGGCUUCCUCACCUGCCAGGGCGCAGCCCUGUCCCUGGGGCUCAGGGUGAAGGACAGGGGUGGAGCAGCUCCCUGUAAACUCGCAUCCCAGCUCACCCAGGGCCAAGGUCCCCGCGCAGACCAGCAUUUGAAUGGACAGAAGGAUAAGCUCCUACCUUCGGUAGGCUCUUCAAAAGGGUGUGCAAAACGUUACCCUUUCAUUUUUGCAGUAGUGUUCCGUUUAAGGAAGUAAAGCUUCCUUGUGACAUGGGGAGAAUAACUAACUAAUGUGAAAAGUACCCUGAGCCACGCUCCACAAGCACGCCUUUCCUUACCUCGUAUCGCUGUACCUGGGCAGCCCGUCCCCGACCGCCACGUUUCCAUGGCACGUGGAAGUUCCCCAUGCAGUCAGUUACAGCUGUUUUAAAAAGCAUGCACCGUGCUCUCUGAUGUUUAUCUAGUUCUGGUAUGAGAGGACAGUCCUGGUACUUCAGAGCUCUUGGCUUUCUUAAUCAUUAUUGUUCUGUUCUGAUGUGCUGUAAAAUGGUAUGUUCAGGUUAACGAGCUUCCCGGGUCACUUCGGAACUGGCGAAGUUUCUUUUUUCAAAAUCAAAGUAAUCCAAACCUCAUGUACCUGUAGAUUAAAGAGAUGCAAACCCCGGCUUUGUG